This is a messenger RNA of Kwoniella mangroviensis CBS 8507, 4044 nucleotides long. RefSeq lists its product as uncharacterized. The transcript has 12 exons. The record is from RefSeq and is a predicted model, not a curated record. Gene Ontology annotation, molecular function: ATP-dependent chromatin remodeler activity; ATP binding. NCBI's taxonomy places the organism in Eukaryota, Fungi, Basidiomycota, Tremellomycetes, Tremellales, Cryptococcaceae. The coding region runs from base 1 to 4044 and encodes 1347 amino acids. Gene Ontology annotation, cellular component: nucleus. Gene Ontology annotation, biological process: DNA repair.
AUGAAUUCCUUCGCCACCUCUGACAACAACAACAAUCACAACGGACCUCCACCUGACCAUGAACCGACUGCAUCGACGUCAAUAGAUCUCACGGGAGAUGACUCAGGUGAUGAUGAGUCAACCCGAGUCAUCAACAGCAAAGGUGAAUCGGGCAUCGCCUCAAGCGCUUUGACCUCUUCUCCCUCGAGUGACCACAAUACUCGUACUCAUCAUAAUCGAAUUACCGCCGGACGCUCGCACGGACCUUUUCCAUCUUUCACAACAUCAUCUUCCAAUCCAUACCAUCCUCCUCCUCAACCUUCUUCCUCCUCCUCCUCUUCUUCUCCGGCAUUCGACUCUAACGGUAUAUCAUACACCGGAUCCAACAUCAAUAUGAUAUCACCUGCACCCAUAGCGGGUCCCAGUAAUCCCUACCAUAACAAUGGAUUUGGUCAAUACGCAAACCCUAACAUACCGCCUCGUCAAAUUUCAUCAUCUUCAACAGUAACCGGAUGGCCCUCUAACAGUGGUAACGCAUUCAUCAACCCAUCUGCUUCUUCUGGUCAACCUCAACCUCAACAAAUCGGAGUGAAUGGUAUCCCAAAUACGUCUGGUAAAGAUGCCUCCUCAGCUAUAGAUCUUACAAGUAGAAAUAUACCUUCUCCACCACCACCGAGUAACGACAAGAGACCGAUUUGUAUAGGUGCGCUGUGGUCACAGGCUAUCAUGCUUUACCCUUGUCCUGCGGUCAUCGUAGGUGCUCAAUCGCCUCCGGAGAGUAGAGAGAAAUAUGAUGUGGUCAAUUACAAAGGAGCAGAAUUACUCAGAGUCAAACUGAAGCAUCGAGCAGCUGGAACUCCCGCAAGGAAAGGUGAACCGAAUAAUUUGUUGAUAAGGGAUACAAUACAGGUUUUGACUCCUGGUCUCACCACCUUUGUGGGCGAUCUUGAUGCUGCUGCUGCAGAUCCCCUGGGACAACUGAUGCAGAGGGGUUUGGUCAGGCUAGAAGGGUUCGUUCAAAGGGUUCAGCCGGAAGUACACCAUUUCGCCGUUCGAAUCAAUGUCCUGCUUUUCACCUUGCCGUCAAACAUACAGUACAUCGCCAAUAUGCUUGCCACCUUGUCGCUAUACCUACAAGAUCCCGUACCGCCCUAUGAUCCCUCUCGACACUCCGAACAACCUCGUUAUGAGAAUGCACACGGUGGCGGUCACUUCGCUGCGCAGAUGGCGAUCUACGCGCAAAGAAGGGCAAUGAUGAGUGGAUCAGGCUACGGGAUGGUCUUUGCGGAUAAGGAAAGGGAAAAGGCUACUCAGGUUGAAGUGCAGAGAAAGCAGGUUGACGAGGUGUUCAAGAGUCUGGACAAUGGUGGAGAGCUGGAGCAGAGUGACCCAGGUCCCCUCAUCAAGACCAACUUGUUCCCUCAUCAACGUCGUGCUUUGACGUUUUUCCUGCAACGUGAACAAGACUCGUCAUCAGACGAUCCUAGAUCUUUGUGGGAGGGAACCCGGGACGAAAAGGGAAAAGUGAGAUCAUGGAAGAACAAGAUCACCAAUGAAGAAAUACGAGCGAGGAAAGGGGAAAGACCGGAUGAUAGUAAAGGUGCCAUCUUAGCGGAUGAUAUGGGUCUGGGUAAAACCCUUUCUGUAGUAUCGUUAAUCGCAGCCACACGAAGCUCAGCUCAUGAUUGGGCGAAGAGCAAGAUCGAGAAAAUUGAAUCUACGUCCGCUGAAUCUGAGAAAGACGAUAGCGAGGUCAAAUCGUCCUUUAAAACCAAAGUGUUCGGCAUGCCUGAUAUCGACGCGGAACUCACGGAUGGCAAAGGGAAGAAACGAAAACGAGAUGCGGACAUCAGUAAAGCUCUUUCUGUUCGUCGAUCACGUAUCGCCGUCAAAUCCAAAGGUACUUUACUAGUCUGUCCGAUGUCAACUAUAUCGAAUUGGGAAGAUCAGAUAAAAGAACAUUGGAAUGGCCCAGUUGAGAUCGUUGGUGGAUCAGCUGGUGUCAUGCCUCCAAAGGUGAUCGAGAGGAAAUGGAAACCUCCAAAAGCCGAUGGCGACGACUCAUCAGACGAUGAGCUGUUUGAGGACUUUGACGUACUCAAAGUGUAUAUCUAUCACGGACCGAGUAGGAGACCAGAUCCUCAAUUCAUCUCUGAAUUCGACGUCGUCAUCACAUCCUACAACACCCUCGCCAAUGAGUUCUCAAAGCAAUCAGGAAACGAAACCGAAACGAACACACCGUCUGAAACAGCAGAGAAUAGUGGAGAGGAGCCUGAAAUGACAGGAGAUGCGUCUUUGAAUGGUCAUGCUACCAAGCCGGAAGUGGAAGCCGAGAUUAAAGCUAUGGAAGUAGCUGCGCGAAUGAAAUCAACCAAGAAAGGAAAAGGGAAGCCAAAAGUCGUCAUAACGGAGACUAGUCCUUUACAAGCAAUUGAUUGGUUCAGAGUAGUAUUGGACGAAGCUCAUUAUAUCAAAACCGCUUCUACGGUAGCCUCACAGGCUGCUUGUGCUGUCGAAGCCGAUCGACGGGUAGCUCUUACCGGUACGCCUAUUCAGAACAAGAUCGAGGACGUGUGGGCUCUCUUCAAAUUCCUUCGAGUCAGCCCAGUCGAUGAUAAAGACGUCUUCACGCAAUAUAUAACCUCACCCUGUAAAUACGGAGAGCAAAUUGGUGUCGCUCGACUGCAACUUGUCAUGCGCUGCUGCACCCUACGUAGGACGAAGGAUUCGACCGCGGAAGAUGGUAAGAAGAUUCUCAACCUCCCACCGAGAAAAGAAGUGCAGCUCUGGCUUGAACUACGUGAAGAUGAGAGAAAGGUCUACGACGAGCGAGCGUCGGCAGCCAAGGAUCGUGUAGGCGAAUUGAAGAGGAAGAAUGAGCUUGGCAAGAACUACGCGAAUAUGUUACAAGAGGUGUUACGUUUACGACAAAUCUGCAAUCACGUCGAUCUUGCCAUGAGCGGAUCAGUCGAGGAAGAUUAUGAUGGUACGAUUAUGGAUUAUCAAGUUGCCGUGCAAGGUAUAGAUCGAAAUGGAUUGAACCAAGCGAGAGCGGUAGCCGUUUGCUGCUAUCUCAAGGAAGGUGCUGGAGCGUUAUGCGCAGGAUGUGGAGUAGACUUUGGGGAUUAUUUCCCUGAUAUUGGGUUAGGAGGUGUAGAGGAGUUUGCGACUCAAGAUGAGAAAUCCAAGGGAAAGAAAUUCACUUCCAAACCUGUUUUGACGAAAUGCUUGCAUUUGUAUUGCCCAGGAUGUUUCAAAUCUCAGGUCUAUUCUGAUUAUGCGAAAAAGCUCAAAUCGACCGUCGCCCGGGCUUGCGGAACUUGUAAUGCGAUGCUUCGAUUGCCAUCGGAUAUCAUUGAGGUUACUCCACCUGAUACCGAAACUUCGAAUGAAGUCAUCACGGAUCAACCCAAACGAGCGGCUAGAAAGAAGUACGUUCGACCUCCGGGCGAGAAACCUAAUUUAUCAACGAAGAUGCAAUACCUUCAUGACGAGCUGUUAACACUUUCCAAGAGGAAUCCGAAUUCACCUCAUUAUGAUCCGUUUGCUGGGGAUGAUGAGGAUGGGAUAGAAGAAUUGGAUAAUGAGGGGAAACCGUUAGUCACGAAAAGUGUAGUCUUCUCUCAAUGGACGACCAUGCUUGAUAGAAUAGCAGAUAUGUUGGACGAAGCGAAUAUUCGAUAUGCACGAUUGGACGGUACGAUGACUCGAGAAGAACGAUCGAGAGCUAUAGAUGCGCUGAAAUACAAGAAACAAGUUGAGAUCUUAUUGGUAUCUACUCGAGCCGGUGGAGUGGGCUUGAAUCUGACGGUAGCAUCGAGAUGUUACUUGGUUGAUCCAUAUUGGAAUCCUUCGGUUGAAAGUCAAGCUAUUGACAGAAUUCAUCGGAUGGGUCAAACACGACCUGUCUUAGCUGUUAAGUUGAUGAUCAAAGAUUCGAUAGAAGAGAAAUUGGAUAAGAUCCAGAAGAAGAAAGCGAAUUUGGCUCAAUUGUCUCUUAAGAAUAUGACCAGGAAGGAGUUGAUGGCUCAGAAGACCGAAGAAUUAGCUGACCUGUUCAGCUAA